UCUUGUCCUUUUCUUGCCUGUGUUGUUUCCCUCCAGUGUUCUGUACCAGAGGUAACAGCAGGUAUUAAGUGUAGAUUGAGGUUAAUGCAGACUGAAGUGUCUGAUGUCUAAUAUGAAUGUCCUGAAGCAAGUUCUGUCACUGCAAGCCAUAAGCCUGCAUUUGACACAUGCCAUGGUCUUUUUAGCUACCCUGGCAGAAGGCUUAGAGCUGCCAUGUAGCUGUGGUCUGCAACUACUCUCCAAGGGUUGCUUUUCCUUCAGCAGAAAUGGCUCCAGCUCUGGCUUUUGUUUUGCAGAGCAAAAUAAAUGUACUCCAGCGUUAGCAGUAAAUUAUUGAAAGCUGGGAGUCUUGAAGGAAUGGGUUUUGGGAAUGGUGGUUUAAUUUGUGAAGAUAGGAGCAAGGUUGUGUUACAGCAGUGAAGCAGUGUGUUCUCAGUGCGCCAAUGUGCCACGGCAUGUGAAGGCAGAUCCCCGGUGAGCCUUGUCCCGGGUAGUAAGUCAGUGCUGUCCCCUGGGUUAGGCACCACCCCUGGGUGGGAGCGCUGGGCGCUGUCUCCCCGCCCCGCCUGGGGCGGGACGGGACUGAAAAGGAGCGGGCAGGGGAACGGGAGGCAGCAGCGACAGCGACACGAUGGGGCUGGAGCUGUACCUGGACCUGCGCUCGCAGCCCUGCCGGGCGCUCUACAUCUUCGCCCGGAGCAACAACAUCCCCUUCGAGUUCAAGCACGUGGAGCUGGCAAAGGGGGAGCACAGGACAGAGGAGUUCCGGAAGGUGAAUAUGCUGAUGAAGGUGCCUGCGCUUAGGGAUGGUUCUUUCACCUUAACAGAGAGCAUUGCAAUCCUCCUGUACCUGGUCCAUAAAUUCAAGACUCCUGAUCACUGGUACCCAUCUGACCUGCAAAAAAGGGCUAGGGUUGAUGAGUUCCUGUCCUGGCAGCACACCAGUGUUCGUGCGAAGGGGAGCAAGUUGUUCUUAACCAAGGUAAUGCUGCCUCUCAUCACAGGCCAAUCACUUCCUCCAGAGAAACUGGAAUUUAUUACUGGGGAGCUGAAUGUUACCCUGAAGCAGUUUGAGGAAAAGUUCUUGCAGGACAAGCCCUUCAUCGCAGGCAGCGAGGUCUCCCUGGCAGACCUUGUAGCACUGGUGGAGCUCAUGCAGCCUGUGUGUGCUGGUUACGACUUGUUUGAGGAGAGGCCAAAGUUAAAGGAGUGGCGCAGGCGGGUGGAGGAAGAUGUGGGGAAGGAGCUCUUCCAGGAAGCCCACCAAGACAUCAGGAACAUUAAGAACUUUACUGCUGAUCAGCUUGCACCUGAGUUGAAGGAGAAUUUCAAGCAGCAGCUCCUAAAGCAGUUUUAGAGGGUUAUGCUCUAAUAAAAUAGAUUGUUUUCUGAA
Messenger RNA from Catharus ustulatus (Swainson's thrush), 1393 nucleotides. It is a transcript of the gene GSTT2B, whose product is annotated as glutathione S-transferase theta 2B. Gene Ontology annotation, cellular component: cytoplasm. Lineage: Eukaryota; Metazoa; Chordata; Aves; Passeriformes; Turdidae. Gene Ontology annotation, molecular function: glutathione transferase activity. The coding region runs from base 632 to 1357 and encodes 241 amino acids. The record is from RefSeq and is a predicted model, not a curated record. Gene Ontology annotation, biological process: glutathione metabolic process. The transcript is spliced from 5 exons.